CCGGAGAGAGAUAAGCGAUAAAAGCUACUCGUGGAAAAUUUCGCAAAUCGAAAGGAUUUCUGACCGUUGCUGCACUUUCGGGUUAAAAAUCAAAGAUAAGAGAUGACUUUGGUUGUCAUCUUGUUACGCGAGAAAACUUAUCAUUCGUUACUCACAUAAAUAUUGGCAUCGAGACAUCAUUUUUACCAAGUGCCAAUUCGUUUGUGCAACCAACGCCAACUUUUUACGUUUGUUUCUACGAAGUAUUAUUUACAAACGUUUCUUAUUUUUAAAUCUUGGCUAAGUAAAUGUGUCCAUAAAUAAAAUUUAGGUCGGUUUGUGUUACAUAUUUCAAGUAAAUAGUAAAGUGAGUAAAAAAGUGCAACAAACUGAACUGCAUACAUACAACACACGUUUCGUAAACUAAACUAAAAACCUUAUCCGCAUUUUAAUUUAAGCCGUGGCACGGACAAAAAUGCAUGUGCACAAGUUUUUCAUCACACAAAAGUAACACCAAACACCAUGCACGACGGAAAUCAGUAGUUUCUUGAAGAGUUGGUCUUCUAAAAUAAGUGCAUUUUAGUAAUUUUAAUACACAGCCUGGCGUGACUACUUUGUCUCAUUCAAGUAUGUAUUUAGACUAAUAAGACUCUUAUCGGGUACAUUCUUUUAUACAGAAUCAACUCAAAUAUUCAAUACUUAUCGUAAACAAAUUAUUCAAAAUUUUAACAGUUCCUCCUCAUUCUCUGAUUCCUAAUUCUUUCCGUUUAUGUAAACGUAAGUACUUGCUUUAAUAAAGCUGUGAGUCUAUGCAAUGCAUGGAACAAAUGCCUGCAUUUCCUGUCUGCUGCAUGCAAAAGUGAACUAUAAAACGAACUAAUAAGCUCUACGAAACAAAAUCUCUGCUAAUUCUUCCCCGAGUCGAGUCAGAAGAGUGAUAAAAGUCGUGAUAUGAUUUUGUUUAAAAUCUCUCAGACAAUAUAAUAACAUGGCAAAUGAAACUUAAAAAUUUAAUGUGGACACACUACUCCCAAAGUAAAGCACGGUGCACCCUCGACUUGAUCACCAACCAUCGUCUCGUCGUCUCAUUCAUUAGUCUCAACUUGCCGUAUACAACUAAUAAUUCCUCCCAUUCACCAACAACAACCACAGCAAGAUUUUAAGUGCUCAUUUUUCUCAACUUUUUGUCGAAAGAAAGAAGGCUGCAUCGUACAUUAUGGGACAAGUUUUAGUUUUAGAUGCAGUCUGUAAUGAACAGUGAAAAGGGAUUGACUUGACUUCCGUCUUCACAAGUGUUGCUUUGCUGCAUAAAAAUAGUAAAUAUAUUUAGUUUCAAAAGUCUGCUGGACAAAAGUCUGCCUUGUAAUUGGACACAAUUUUCUACUUAAAAGGGCACACGUACAUAUAACAUUGUUAUUAUUUUUGGGGCUUCACAUACAUGUACGUGCGUGCGUCAAUCCAUCUAUUUAUCUGCUCAAGUAGCCUUUUUAAAGUGCCGAUGAGUCAGGGUUUUUAACCUCGUGAAGUAAAGCACCUUAAUUUUAGGAACCAUUUUCUCCCAAACUAUUUAAUCUCAUAAGUUCGUAGGACUCAAACAGUUUAGUACAUAAAUUGUAAUAACGUUACUGCUGGUACUGCAAAUUUUGUACCAUUUUUCCUCGCUCCAGCUUCUUCCAGCGAAGCGAAUGACGCCAUCAGCACAAAUUAUUAUUAUGCAAUUCCUACAGUAAUUUUGCCACCGUGCAAAUUAUUUCCUUAUCUUGCACGUCGAUUGCUAAAUUAUUAAAGUGUUGAUUAGUUUUUAGUUAGUUAGAUACGUUUUCCAAGCAGAUACACAGUUUAUUGCUACGAAAGUCAGAAUUGUUUUAUAUAAGCAAGCCCAUUGUCCAUUAUUCUUUGUAAAGCAAAACAAAAAUUAAAAAAUCAAUUAGUAUUUGUAAAUAUUUUUUAGUUCGGUGAAUUGUUAGUAACAGUUCAUUUCCUUUGCAGUAGUUUUAUUUCUACGUUUCAAUAAUCAUUAUUAAACAGUUUCUUUCUUCAGAGUCGAUUAGUGUGUACGUGCGUGUCGAGUUUUUUUUGUUUUCUACGAGAAAUUUAAACUGAGAAAAUAAGUUUAAAAUGGAGGUGAUAAGUUCAUCAAGCAAUGCGCCCGAUACGCCGGGAAGUUAUCGGAUCACUGUGCCGCCCCCACUGCCCUCCGCCCGGCAACAGCAGCUGAACAAGCAGCAACAGCUCGCCAAACUGAAAUUGGCCAAGGCCACAUUCGACGAUAUUAAAGACCUCCAGCUCGCCGCGGAAUUGGGUCGGACCCUUUUAGAGAGGAAUGAGGAACUGGAAACUGAGCUGAAACAGCAACAAGUCGUGAUUGAUGAUCAAGCCCAAGAAAUCGAGUUCCUUACGAAACAAUCGAUUUCCAUGAAAGAAGAGAGUGCUAACCGUUCGAAAAUUUACGAAAAUUUGGAGUCGUCAAUUUGCGAGCUGGAGAAAACCAAUUCUCAAUUGAGUAGGAAACACGAAGUGGAUAAGAAGCGGAUUCAAAGUCUUGGCGAAAACAUUGAAUAUCUCGAGAGGAAAUGUGACGAAUUAAAUGUCACCCUGCAAUCGUUGAAGAAUGAUCAAGGCAAGAAAUCUGGCGGAAGUGCGGGCGGAGGAGGGGGAGGAAAAUUGAAUCGAAACUCGUACUUCAGUUUCGGAUCGGAUUCUUCAGAAGAAGAAAUGAGUUCUGGAUUCGGGUUGUUUAGGAAAAGAUCGCAUAGCUUGCAAGAUUUGAGGGACUAUACGCCAUCACCGGAUGAGUUUGAUUCUGGCAAUUCCAACAGCCCAGACCUUAAAACUUCCGAAUCUGAAUUUAUCGACAGUUUGGAAAAUCGUAUCGAGGAACUGAUCGCUUCGAGGAAUAAGGAGAACGAGAAAGUUCGUCAGUUAGAAGCGCAGAUUCACAUUUUAGUUCAGGAGAAUGAACAUCUUCAGCAACAAAUUGUCCAAAUUAGCAACGAGAAGGAUGAAGAAGUUACUGAAUUACGAAAGAUUCUCCGCGAUUCCUCCAUUUACGGUUCUCAAUCAAACCUCAACUCUGCAUUCUCCACGCCUCUAACUUCCACCAGGAGGAACUCAGAAACAAAUUCGACCCCUGGGCGUGGUGACCACAUUAACCCCAGUGGAGAUUUGCCUGCCAAUAAUAAUGUCACAAAUAGUACAGGAAUUGGAUCCACGGUGCUUUCCUCUUUCAAUCGGACGUCAUCAUCCAACUCUUCGAUAUGCAAAAGAUGUGCGGCUGAAAUCCAAGUUUUAAGUUUGGUCAACUCUAUCGAAAACGAUGGGAAUUUACUCUACGAUUGGGACUUUGCCAAUCCCGAUGAUGACAUGGAAUUCAGUUCGUUAGAACACGAACUCGCCAAAGCGACGGGAACUCCAUACCGACGAGAUAACCGAUUUAGCGAAGAGUUCAAAUUCAGCAAUGGGAUGAUUCAUCCUUCCAGCCCGUCCUCCAACUCGCAAACUGCUCCGAACAGUAGGAGAACAAGUUUCGAACCAAUCCAUAAAAAUGGGAAUGAAGCCAUCUUUAAUUCCCAUCGGAAGAUGAUGGUUGAUAAUGCCAAACUAAUCCACGGAUACUCGGGUCACAUGGACGUUGAUGAAAUGGAUUACGAUAGCACAGAAAUUUCCAACAUUUUCUUUGGCGAUAACAGACAUUCAUCACUUACACCAACUCGAGCACACAGUCCGACAAAAGUGCGAUUCAGCAAUAAUUUCGAUGUACUAGACGGCAGCCAUAAUAAUAAUAUUAACAACAAUAAUCACCAAGAUGGAGAAAUAAGCCCAUCUUCCGGCUCGAUAACGAGUGGGGAUGAAAUGGGAAGUUGUGAUGAUGACGAAAGAAUGGAUGAGGAUCCGUGUCUUAUCAAAGACAGGAAACCAGAAUUUGCUAAAAACAAGAACAAAUCGUCCAAAUCGAAGAGAGCAUACGGACCCUGGGGGUCGGAAGUAUUGUCAUCUAACCCUAAAUCAAGUGAUGGCACCAACAACAAUAUCCUGUUGUCCGGAUCGACUUCGUCCGUCAAGAAGAAUCCCAAAUUUCUUGAGCUGCCAAAACGAAUUCCAACCGAUGAUGAGGAAAGCGAUAAUGAAGAUGCUGUUCAUAAUUGCCAUGAAAAAAUUGGUGUUAAAUCCUCUGCAGAAGGAUGUUUACCAACGAUGGGCAGCAUGGACGUCACGGAUGAAUUGGACCUCACAGAGAAAAUCAUAGAAGAGGAACCCUCAUCCUUGCUGCUAUGCCAAAAUCCGAAUUUCGAUGAGGACGAUACGAUUUCCGAAUGUUCUGAAGCGAGUGAGACGGGAACGUUGAGUACUUCGUCUGCUGGAUCUGCGACAUCGUCAUCUUCAAAUUCGUCAUCAUCCAUCGUCUCCACGUCCUCAUCGCCUCCAGAGUACAAGCAAAUACUGACGAGUUUGUUCAGUAUUUUUAACAAUUCCAAGCGAAAGUACCCCAUCCCGAUGUAUCCCUUUAUUCAGGAAGCUCGGCGACAAUCUGGCGGCCUCAUUCAUCACCAUUCUUCUGGACGGAAUCAUUAGUUUUCCUAUUAUUCUGUCUUUUUUUCGUAAAAGACAUUAAUAAUUUCUUAUGUCGAAAAGAUACUUAUUAUAUUUUUAUAUACCUUUACUUUCAAAAUACCAACGAUUUUAUUACCUGGUAGCUUAUUUUCUAAAGUAUGUAAAAGUAAGUGUCGGAGAAAGCAUAAGAAGUGAAACGAAAUAUGCUACAUAUUUUAUUAGUAAGUAUGUAAUUAAUUAUACGUAAUUUUAGUUGCGUAAUCAUAAAUAAUUACUGCAUACAAUCGCCUAAUUAACAAACGAGUACCUUGCGAACUUUAAUUGCAAUUGGAAUAAUUAACCUCUACACAUUUAACAAAGAAAAAUGUACAACCCAAGACCGGUUUGAUAAAUUAUAAAUUAAAUAUGUAACUAAUAAUUAUGAAAGUAUAUUUCUAAAUAUUGAUGAGAAGAAGAAGGGAAAACGCCAUCCGAAACUAUAUUUCCAUAUUAAUGGUGCCAUUUAACUGCUGACCUUUAAUAAUUAAAAAUAACAGAGUAAUAAUUAAUUGAUGUACCAAUUAAUAGACACUUUUUUAGCAGAUUAGUUCGAUUACUUUAGGUAUAUAUGAAUAUCUACUAUAUUUUAGUAAUAAUAAAAUGUGUCAACUAAAUUAUUGCGUCCCAAGAAUCUGUAACAUGAUAAUCAUUCAAAAUUCAAGUUACAAUUUUGAAGCUCAGCAUAAAAAAUAUGCUUUAAUUCCAAAAAGAAGAGAUUAUAUAUUUUCACCCACUAAAUUUUGUCCAAUACUUGAAACUCAAGUCAAAAGUUACCAUAAACCAUACGAUCCGAAGUUAGUAAUUAUAAGUAAGGAAGAAGAUGAAAAAGAAAUGAUUAAUGUUUAAUAAAUAAAAUAAAAACAGCUAAACGACUUUUGAGUGAAACAGUGUAAAAA
Molecule: messenger RNA, 5465 nt
Organism: Folsomia candida
Lineage: Eukaryota; Metazoa; Arthropoda; Collembola; Entomobryomorpha; Isotomidae
Gene: centrocortin
Exons: 8
Coding region: 2098-4551 (817 amino acids)
Source: RefSeq, a predicted model, not a curated record